AUGUGGUUUCCUGUGUUGUGCGCGCUGCUUUCUUUGGCACUUGUAGAGAAUUCUCAAGUCAAGAUACACAUUCCUCCCUCCAGUUCUGGAAACUACCCACGUCUUCGUCUCAAUCAAGAUAUUCCAUACCUACAAAAGUUCACGAUUUGCUCUUGGAUCAAACCGCAUUUUAUUCAAAAAGAAUUUUCUACAUUUAUUUCCUACGCAACCAUACGAUCCAAAAAUGAAUUGGCUGUGUGCCUUUCGAAUAAAGAUGGAAACGUCAAAGUAGGUGUCAAUAUCGCAAAAAGUUAUAUAGAAAUGCAAUGCCCAAAUACAGACUGGGCAGUGGGUGAGUGGUACCACGUUUGCGUAUCAUGGUUUAACAGGAAUGGACAUUUGCAAGUGUAUACGAAUGGGUAUCGAUGUCAUAACAAUACUAAUAAUAAUACCAUUGUUAGAAAACGUAUUAUCUUUGGAGAUGGCGUGUUUAUUGUCGGGCAGGAUCAGGAUUCUUUUGAUAGCGAAUACGAUGCUGAUAAAGCGUGGUUUGGUGAUAUAGCGGACAUAAAUCUGUGGGACGAAGUUCUAACAGAAAGACAAAUUAAAGAAGCGGGUAAAUGUGAGGGAAAAAAGAAGAAAGGAAAUAUUAUUGGUGGAUUGAGACCCUCCAUGACAGCUAUAGGUAUUUCUAUAUCUGAAACGGAACUCUGUUAG
Centruroides sculpturatus (bark scorpion) is the source of this 696-nucleotide messenger RNA. Its product is annotated as C-reactive protein 1.4-like. The record is from RefSeq and is a predicted model, not a curated record. The coding region runs from base 1 to 696 and encodes 231 amino acids. Lineage: Eukaryota; Metazoa; Arthropoda; Arachnida; Scorpiones; Buthidae. The transcript has a single exon.